This is a messenger RNA of Ochotona princeps (American pika), 978 nucleotides long. Its product is annotated as olfactory receptor 10AC1. The record is from RefSeq and is a predicted model, not a curated record. Gene Ontology annotation, cellular component: membrane. Gene Ontology annotation, molecular function: G protein-coupled receptor activity; olfactory receptor activity. NCBI's taxonomy places the organism in Eukaryota, Metazoa, Chordata, Mammalia, Lagomorpha, Ochotonidae. The transcript has a single exon. Bases 1 to 978 code for a protein of 325 amino acids. Gene Ontology annotation, biological process: G protein-coupled receptor signaling pathway.
AUGGACAGCCCUGGCAACAUCACCAUGCCCUGUGGCUUUCUCCUUCGGGGCUUUGCCGAGUUCCCACACCUGAGACCUGCGCUCUUCCUGCUGCUGCUGGCGGUGCACCUGGCCACCCUGAGCGGGAAUUUGCUCAUCCUAGUGGCUGUGGCCUCGGUGCCCAGCCGGCCGCCCAUGCUUCUCUUCCUGUGCCAGCUGUCAGCUAUCGAGCUCUGCUACACGCUGGUGGUGGUACCCCGCUCGCUGGCCGAUCUGACCAUGCCCAACCAGGGCAGGGGCAGCCCCAUCUCUUUCCUGGGCUGCGCGGUUCAGAUGCAGUUGUUCGUGGCGCUAGGUGGGGCCGAGUGCUUCCUGCUGGCCGCCAUGGCCUACGAUCGCUAUGUAGCCAUCUGCCACCCGCUGCGCUACGCGGCUGUGGUGACCCCUGGAUUGUGCGUGAAACUGGCCCUGGCCUGCUGCUUCGGGGGACUGGCAGUGUCCCUGGGACUCACGGUAGCCGUCUUCCACCUGCCUUUUUGCGGAUCCCACCUGCUGGUGCACUUCUUCUGUGACAUCACAGCACUCCUGCACCUGGCCUGCACUCGGAGCUACAUCGACGAAUUACCCUUGCUGGGCGCCUGCCUGGUGCUUCUGCUGCUGCCUUCCGUGCUCAUCCUGGCUUCCUAUGGCGCCAUCGUCGCGGCCCUCCGCCGUCUACGCUCCGCUGGCGGACAGCGCAAGGCCGCCUCCACCUGCGCCUCGCAUCUGGUGGUCACCUUCCUGCACUAUGGCUGCGCCACCUUCAUGUAUGUACGUCCCAAAGCCAGCUACACCCCGAAGCUGGACCGCACGCUAGCGCUGGUUUAUACCAAUGUCACACCGCUGCUCUACCCGCUCAUCUACAGCCUGCGCAACCGCGAGAUCACUGCUGCCAUUCGGAGGGUCCUGGGACGUCGGCGGCCGACCCAAGCUGUGGGUCAGAGCCUGUGUGAGCUCUAA